Messenger RNA from Lizanozyma spartinae, 1290 nucleotides. RefSeq lists its product as uncharacterized. NCBI's taxonomy places the organism in Eukaryota, Fungi, Ascomycota, Pichiomycetes, Serinales, Debaryomycetaceae. The transcript has a single exon. The coding region runs from base 1 to 1290 and encodes 429 amino acids. The record is from RefSeq and is a predicted model, not a curated record.
AUGAUAGCCAGAGAUAUACAUCAAAUGUUACAAGUGGACAUUCAAUUGGAUGCUGAUAAAGAUAACAUUACGUAUAAGAAUUGUGAUACAAUAAAGGGAGUAGUUGGUUUAAACAUACUACAAAGAAUUUCUUUACAGCAUUUAAAAGUAAAGUUAGUAACAAGAACCAAAAUAUCAUAUCUUUGUGAAUACAAUACUGUUAAAAGUAAACACGUUGCUGUUGAAGAAAAGCUGAUAGUUACUGCUCAAUUACUUCCUAACUUUAAUUCCAAGGUGGGACAUAUUCAAGAUCAUGAAAUUGACCUUGAAGAAGGGGUAUAUUACUAUCCAUUUUCGUUUCGGAUCCCAAUGGUAAAAAGAUGUAAGCACUGUAAUGCGGUUAACGAAUUGAUUCCACUGUUUGAAAUGCCAGAAGUAACAUCAGUGAAUUACUAUAUUCGAGUAUCAAUCGAUGGACUGAUUUUAAAUCGGUUCAGAGCUUAUAAAAGAAUAGAAUUUAUGCCAGUGGAUACAAAAGAGAACGGUAAUUUCAGACAAUUGAGUGCUCUUAUAUGUACAGGGCAGUACUAUUCUAAUGGGGCCCCCUUAAGUAACUUGGAAUCAAGUCCAAACAUAUUUGACUUUCUGGAAGACUCGGAUUGUUUGAGCUUACUAAAUGGGGAUGUUGAUCUGAUAUGGUGUUCAUCCAAUUACACAAGCUCAAUGGAUACUGGGUCUAUGGAUGAUUAUUUUUCUAAUCUUUCAGAUUGUCCAUUGGUUGAUGCAAUCACAUGUGUAAAGGCAGUUUUGGAUGAGAAAUCACUCAUUCCCUCACGAAUUCUCCCACUUGAUCUUUCCUUGGGUCAUACAGAUGAACCACGCUGUUGUAAGGUCUAUUUACAGGGUCUACUAGUUGAACUUGUUGUUUAUACUAAAUUUUUAAUUUCCAAUGAGAAUCUGUCGUGCUGGUCUACGAUCACUCACUCCGUUCCCUUAUAUUAUCGUGCUCCAGAUAACUUAGAAUGUCCCUUGACACAAGACGAGCCCUCUUGUCCAUUUGAAUUAGAUAAUUCGCUAGUUAAAUCUCCCCAAGACUACAACAUUUCCAGAGAACUCUAUGGUAAUAUUGUCAUCCCUCCAGAGGUAGUUCCAACUUUCCAUUCGUGCAAGUUGAGCCGAUCGUAUUCUUUGAACAUAACGGUUGGAUUUACAGGGGAAGUUUGUGAGAAUAGAGAACAAUUGGAAGCAUGUGUACAAAACCUUAAGUUUACUUUUGAUGAUGUGCAUAUUCUGAGUGGGUAUUUCCAAUGA